Messenger RNA from Lineus longissimus, 1249 nucleotides. Its product is annotated as N-alpha-acetyltransferase 50-like. Lineage: Eukaryota; Metazoa; Nemertea; Pilidiophora; Heteronemertea; Lineidae. Gene Ontology annotation, biological process: mitotic sister chromatid cohesion. Gene Ontology annotation, cellular component: NatA complex. The record is from RefSeq and is a predicted model, not a curated record. The transcript has 5 exons. Gene Ontology annotation, molecular function: N-acetyltransferase activity. The coding region runs from base 86 to 607 and encodes 173 amino acids.
CCGGGAUUAUCACGUUUCUGACAAGAAAAAUAAGUCGUUUGCACUCGUAGUACUACUGCACCACGCCACUGGGUGAACGAAAAAAAUGACAAGAGGUCGAAUAGAACUUGGCGAUGUGACUCCUCACAAUAUUAAACAGUUGAAGCGAUUGAAUCAAGUUGUAUUCCCAGUGUCUUACAAUGAAAAGUUUUACAAGGAUGUCUUGGAGGUUGGAGAGUUGGCCAAGUUAGCAUAUUUCAAUGACAUUGUGGUCGGGGCUGUGUGUUGCCGGGUGGACACCUCAGAACCAAACAAGCGACGACUUUACAUCAUGACGUUAGGCUGUCUCGCCCAGUAUAGAAAGUUGGGCAUUGGCACAAAGAUGUUGGAGCAUGUUCUGAGUAUAUGUGAGAAAGAUGGCAACUUCGACAGUGUUUUCUUACACGUGCAAGUCAACAAUGAGGGUGCUAUCAGCUUUUAUGAGAAGUUUAAUUUCGAAGUCGUUGAACGGAAAGAGAAUUAUUACAAAAAGAUUGAACCAGCAGAUGCUUUUGUGCUGCAGAAGACAUUGAAGAGUACAGAUCGUGAUGAUAAUGAUCAGGAGAUUGUACAGACCAACGGAAACUGACUGGUUGAAGAGAGACUGAACAUUUCUUGCAGGAGUUGAAAGAUUUUCUCGAGUGCACUAUGCUGCUUCCCUGUCAGUUGUCUUUGAUUGCCUGCAUCUGUAGCCCACAGCACCCUCCGGUUAGCUCUGUGUGCACCUGAGAAAGUGUUUAAAACAACCAUCAGAAUCUCUUAAGCAAUGUUUUCCAAAACCCUACUACAAAAACAAAUUUGAACUGUCUGAAGUGUGUCCUUAUUAACUCUAUGAGCUGAAAGAAUGUCACCACUCUUCAGUUCUUGUUUACUUCACCAGGACGGCAGUGGCUCACUGGUAAAACAUUCAUUGGUUGACGGCGACUCAAGUCUUUCAGUAUUAUGGAGUUCUGAUGGAAUAAUCAGUCAUUUUUGCUGCGUUCAUUUUGGUAGUAAUAUAGCCUCAUUAUAUAGAGUGGCCAAUAAAAAAACCAUCGUACUUUAACACUUGAUAUGAUAUGAAUUUCAUUGUUCGUGAGCCACCUUUGAAAUUCACAGUCGAAAUGUCUUCUCUGCUGAGCAAAAUAAAAAAUAUACACCUUCAUCAUGGCCCCUGGUCAUUUCAUUUCAACAAAAUUGAUAUGAUAUAAUGCUAUUUCAAACAUUACAAUAAAAGUUACACUACGAAAAA